This is a messenger RNA of Colossoma macropomum (tambaqui), 2270 nucleotides long. Its product is annotated as cytochrome P450 2J6-like. NCBI's taxonomy places the organism in Eukaryota, Metazoa, Chordata, Actinopteri, Characiformes, Serrasalmidae. The coding region runs from base 179 to 1678 and encodes 499 amino acids. Gene Ontology annotation, cellular component: intracellular membrane-bounded organelle; cytoplasm. The record is from RefSeq and is a predicted model, not a curated record. Gene Ontology annotation, molecular function: iron ion binding; oxidoreductase activity, acting on paired donors, with incorporation or reduction of molecular oxygen, reduced flavin or flavoprotein as one donor, and incorporation of one atom of oxygen; heme binding. The transcript has 10 exons. Gene Ontology annotation, biological process: xenobiotic metabolic process.
GCCAGUCAGCAUUCCAGAACACGGUCAGAGUAAUUUGAGAAGAAUCCCGUCCAAAGCUCUUUUGUAACGCUGUUUUGUAAGUGGCUUGUGUAAGAGCUUUCAUAUAUAUGUUUCCAGGAGAGGCACUGCUUAGUGACAGGAGCUCCAGCUGAUUGAAACACCAUCCUUCAGGAGAAACAUGGUGUCUGCGUUUAACGCCUUACUAAACCUGACCUGGUGGAUAGACACGCAGGGAAUUCUGGUCUUUCUGUGUGUGGUGCUGUUGGUGAAAUACCUGAGUGACACUCGACCCAAGAACCUCCCCCCAGGUCCCCUUCAACUGCCCAUUAUUGGCAACCUGCUGGACAUCAGCUUCCGUGAUCCCAUCAGAUCCUUUGAAAAGAUCUAUGAGAAGUAUGGUGGCGUUAACACACUUUACCUCGCAAACCAGGACUGUGUUCUGCUGUCCGGCUAUAAGAGUUUCAAAGAAGCAUUUGUGGAAAAAGGGGACAUCUUUAGUGACCGAGCCUCCUACCCACUGAACGACAGACUAUCCAGAGGAUUGGGCCUCAUUUCAUCCAGUGGACACAUGUGGAGGCAGCAGAGACGCUUUGUUCUGUCCACGCUGAAGAACUUUGGCAUGGGAAAAAAGAUCCUGGAGAACUCCAUCUUGCAGGAGAGCCACUACCUGUGUGAAGCUCUGAAUUCCCACCAAGGUUUGCCCUUUGACCCUCACCGUACACUGACCAACGCAGUGGCCAACAUUAUCUGCAGCCUGGUGUUCGGCCACAGGUUUGAAUACGAUGACCACUACUUCCAUCAGAUUCUGCAGUACUCGGAUGAAGUGUUUCAGCUUCCUAUGACCGGCUGGGGCCGGCUCUACAAUAAGUUCCCCACCCUCAUGUCCUGGCUCCCAGGAAGGCACCAGAGAGCCUUCGCCAAUCUUUCAAAGGUAAAGCGUUUCAUCCAGGAGGAAAUCCAGAAGCACAAGCAGGACAGAAACCCAGACAACCCCAGAGACUACGUCGACUGCUAUCUGGAGGAAAUCGAGAAGUGUAAGGACAGCCAGGCCGAGUUUACAGAGGAGAACCUGGUGUGGUGUGUGGUGGAUCUGUUCGGAGCUGGAACGGAGACCACCUUCAACACUCUCAGAUGGGCCAUGCUUUAUAUGGCCAAAUAUCCCGCAGUGCAAGAGAAAGUCCAGGCAGAAAUUGAUCAUGUGAUCGGACAGACUCGUCCACCCUCGAUGGAUGACAGAAGCCGGCUGCCGUACACUUACGCAGUCACUCACGAGAUCCAGCGCUUCUCCAGCGUUGUCCCCUUCGCCCCUCCCAGAGUAGCCAACAAAGACACUACAGUAGCAGGUUACCUCAUCCCUAAGGGAAUGAUGAUCGUCCCCUUCCUGAACCCAAUCCUGCAGGACAAGCAUGAGUACAGCACUCCCGACAAGUUCAACCCAGAACACUUUCUGGAUGAAAACGGCAGAUUUGUGAAGAGAGAAAACUUCAUUCCCUUUUCAAUAGGUAAGCGGAUGUGUCCAGGUGAGCAGCUUGCCCGUAUGGAGCUCUUCCUCUUCUUCACCUCUCUGAUGCAGCGCUUUACUUUUCACGCUCCUGAGGGCCAGACUCUCGGGUUAGAGCGAACGGUGGGCAUCACCUUAGGCCCCAGACCCUUCCAGAUACGUGUAGUGCCACGCUGAUGUCAACAAGCUGAAGAGUUCAUUAACACUGCAACAUUUCUGUAACAUACUACUAACCCACUAGAGGGCAGCAUAGAGUCUACUUCUGCUGUAGAAACUGAGUUUUCACAAUUGUCAAAAUUCAUACUCAGUUAAAGAUAAAAUAUUCUUACUUAACAAUAUUUUGAUCAGCCUAAUUAAUAAACCACAGUUCAGUUCAAGUUCAAAUAAGUUCUUUAUUCCAAAAAUGAUAUGUAAUGUAUGUAUCACUGUUACGGUACAAAUUAUGGUACAAAUGUCCAUAUCACUCUGAAAUAUAUUAUAUUACAUGUUGUAAAUGACAACAUGUAAUAUAAUAUAUUUCAUAUACAUAUUCAUAUACAUGAAAUGUCUUAAAUUCUCAAAUUCAUCUCUUUUUUUGUUUCUUUUAUACCAAUUUUCUAUGACUAUGUCAAAAAAAGUUUCCAAUUUAGGGAUUUUCAAUUAUCUACAUCAUUUGAGCACAGAAUCUGUUCUUUAGGUUAUGUGAAAAUUUCAUGAUGAAUGGACCAACGGAAAUGUUCCAAAACUGAUUGGAAUAAAAUCUCUUUAUAAUAACUUACAUUAAAAGUAA